Molecule: messenger RNA, 1302 nt
Organism: Tetrahymena thermophila SB210
Lineage: Eukaryota; Ciliophora; Oligohymenophorea; Hymenostomatida; Tetrahymenidae
Product: clathrin adapter protein AP-1, mu subunit
Exons: 3
Biological process (GO): endocytosis; intracellular protein transport
Cellular component (GO): clathrin adaptor complex; cytoplasmic vesicle
Source: RefSeq, a predicted model, not a curated record
AUGAUUAGCUCUAUUGUUUUUAUUAACUCUAAAGGUGAAAUCUUAAUUUAUAGAAUUUAUAAGGAUGAUAUUAGCAGAGCAGAGACUAUGUAAUUCUGCACAAAUGUAGUAGCUCGUAAGGAAAGCAAAGAAUCCCCUAUUGUAAACAUAGAUGGUACUUCAUUUAUCCACGUCAGCUACAAAGAUAUAAUAUUAUUAGCCACAACUAAAUGUAAUAUAAAUGCUGCUAUGACAAUUUAGUUUCUUUAUUAGUUGAUAAAUGUUUGCAAGUCCUAUUUUGGUGAUUUCGAUGAAAACAAUAUUCGUAAAUAGUUUGUUCUCAUCUAUGAAUUGCUCGAUGAAAUUAUGGAUUAUGGUCUUCCUUAAAUUCUAGACCCCGAUCUUUUAAAGUAAUCAAUUCAAGAAGGAGGCAAGCAAGAUGGCAUGACUGAUAUAGAAAAAUUAAAAUAAUUUACUUAAUAAGCUACUAAUGCUUAAUCGUGGAGAGCACCAAACAUUUUCUACAAAAAGAAUGAAGUCUACAUUGAUAUUAUAGAAAGCGUAAAUGUAAGUAUGUCAGUUAAGGGAUCUAUCCUUAAAGCUGAUGUCUCAGGAAAAGUUAUGGUAAAAGCUCUACUCAGUGGUGUCCCUGAUUGUAAAUUUGGUAUGAAUGACAAGGUCUUAAUGGAAAAAGAACCUCCUAAACCAGGUUCAAAUCCUUAAUAAGGUGGCUAAAACAAUAAGGGUAUUACAAUCGAUGACUUAAAGUUCCAUCCUUGUGUAGUCCUUCCCAAGUUUGACAAAGAAAGAGCUAUCACAUUCACUCCUCCUGAUGGUGAGUUCUAGCUAAUGAGCUACAGAAUUACUGAGAAUGUCAAUUUACCUUUCAAAAUAAUGCCCGUAAUUAACGAAGAUGGAAAUAAUAUUGAAGUAAGAGUAAAGCUAAAAUCUAUUUUUGAUAAAACUCAAUAUGCAACUAAUGUUGCUUUAAAGGUUCCUUGCCCUAAAAAUACUGCAAACACAUCAAACACUGCUAGUAUAGGAAGAGCUAAAUAUGAACCAGAAUAAGGAGGUAUCGUUUGGAGAAUAAAGAAGUUCUAGGGAGAAACUGAAGCUCUUCUUAGAUGUGAAAUCGUGUUGAGUAAUACUGCUCUUGAUAAAAAUUGGGUAAAACCUCCUAUAUCUCUUGAAUUCUAAGUUCCAUCAUUUACAGCAAGUGGCUUGAGAGUAAGAUUCUUGCGUAUUCAUGAAAAAAGUGGUUAUCACCCUACAAAAUGGAUUCGUUAUAUAACUAAGGGUGGUGAAUAUCUUCAUCGUAUAUGA